AUGAGACUCCUGUCUGCCACUCUUCUGGUAGGAGCUGCUUCGGCAGCCGCCCCGCCCUUCCAGCAGGUCCUUGGAGGUCAGAAGGAGUAUGCGGAGAAUGUAGCCCAGAAGGGUGCGGAUGCAUUCUCCAAGCUCUCUGACCAGUUCAAGUCCCUCUCUGGUGAGGCCCGUCAGCUUUGGGAAGAAGUUUCAAACUACUUUCCCGAAUCUAUGGAGAGCGCUCCUAUGCUCUCCCUGCCCAAGAAGCACACCCGCCGUCCUGACUCCCACUGGGAUUACCACGUCAGUGGCGCUGACGUCCAAAGCAUUUGGGUCGAGGGUACUGAUGGUACCAAGGAGCGCGAAGUCGAUGGAAAGCUGGAUACCUAUGGCCUUCGUGCUAAGAAGGUCGACCCCAGCGCCCUCGGUAUCGACCCUGGCGUCAAGCAAUACAGCGGUUACCUCGACGACAAUGAGGAAGACAAGCACCUGUUUUACUGGUUCUUUGAAUCUCGUAACGACCCCAAGAAUGACCCCGUCGUCCUGUGGCUGAAUGGUGGUCCUGGAUGCUCUUCCCUCACUGGACUGUUCCUCGAACUUGGCCCCAGCUCCAUCGGCGAGAAUAUCAAGCCCAUCUACAAUGACUUCUCCUGGAACAACAAUGCUUCUGUUAUCUUCCUUGACCAGCCCGUCAACGUUGGCUACUCCUAUAGUGGCUCCUCUGUCAGCAACACCGUUGCUGCUGCCAAGGACGUCUACGCUCUCCUCACACUGUUCUUCAAGCAGUUCCCUGAGUACGCCAAGCAAGACUUCCAUAUUGCUGGCGAGUCCUACGCUGGUCACUACAUCCCCGUCAUGGCUUCUGAGAUCCUCUCCCACAAAAAGCGCAACAUCAACCUCAAGUCUGUCCUGAUCGGUAACGGUCUCACUGAUGGCCUUACUCAGUACGAGUACUACCGCCCUAUGGCUUGCGGUGACGGAGGCUACCCCGCUGUUGUUGACGAGAGCACCUGUCAAUCCAUGGACAACUCCCUGGACCGUUGCCAGAGCAUGAUCCAGUCUUGCUACAACAGCGAGAGCCCCUGGGUUUGCGUCCCCGCCUCUAUCUACUGUAACAACGCCAUGAUCGGCCCUUACCAGCGCACCGGCCAGAAUGUUUAUGAUGUUCGCGGCAAGUGCGAGGACACAAGCAACCUGUGCUACACGGGCAUGGGCUGGGUCAGCGAAUACCUUGGCCAGAAGAGCGUGCGCGAUGCCGUCGGCGCUGAGGUCGAUGGUUAUGACUCUUGCAACUUCGACAUCAACCGUAACUUCCUCUUUAACGGAGAUUGGUUCAAGCCUUACCACCGCCUAGUGCCUGGUCUCCUUGAGCAGAUCCCCGUCCUGAUCUACGCCGGUGAUGCUGACUUCAUCUGCAACUGGCUCGGUAACAAGGCCUGGUCCGAGGCCCUCGAGUGGCCUGGCCAGAAGGAGUUCGCUCCUAAGAAGCUUGAACCCCUCAAGAUUGUCAACAAUGAGCACGUUGACAAGGAGAUUGGUCAGAUCAAGACUCACGGCAACUUCACCUUCAUGCGCAUCUACGGCGCAGGCCACAUGGUUCCUAUGGACCAGCCCGAGGCCGGUCUGGAGUUUUUCAACCGCUGGAUCGGUGGUGAGUGGUACUGA
Messenger RNA from Penicillium soppii, 1644 nucleotides. RefSeq names its product carboxypeptidase C PRC1 (gene cp3). The coding region runs from base 1 to 1644 and encodes 547 amino acids. NCBI's taxonomy places the organism in Eukaryota, Fungi, Ascomycota, Eurotiomycetes, Eurotiales, Aspergillaceae. Gene Ontology annotation, molecular function: serine-type carboxypeptidase activity. The transcript is spliced from 2 exons. Gene Ontology annotation, biological process: proteolysis. The record is from RefSeq and is a predicted model, not a curated record. Gene Ontology annotation, cellular component: fungal-type vacuole.